Molecule: messenger RNA, 1157 nt
Organism: Gaeumannomyces tritici R3-111a-1
Lineage: Eukaryota; Fungi; Ascomycota; Sordariomycetes; Magnaporthales; Magnaporthaceae
Exons: 2
Coding region: 108-863 (251 amino acids)
Source: RefSeq, a predicted model, not a curated record
CCUCUCUCUCAACCUAAUUCCAUACUCACUCAACCGUCUCCAGACUUCACCCGCCAACCGCAAACUUUCGCCAGAUCCCAAACCCCCGACCAAAACUCUCAUCAACCAUGGCCGAAUACUAUCAGCCCGACGGCAUGACCUUGGUCAUCACCCCCCAGGCUACCGCCGCCCCGGUCGCCCCGCGAGCCGCCGCUCCCGAGCCGGCCGCUUCCGGCGGCGCCAGCGGCUCUGGCCCGGUGUCCGCCCGGCCCGCGGACCGCGGCAGCAACAACAAGUACUUUUGCUGCAACGGCCAGCACUACUGCAAGCUGGAAGACUUCACCCAGACCCAGCGCCUCAAGGGCUCCGGCAUCGGACGGAACUCCACCAUCUCGUGCCGCAGGCACACCAAGGGCAACAACAUCGAGCUCAAGUGCUUGGGCUAUUGCGAGCGCGUCCUCCCCAUCACGUCCUUCUCCAAGUCUCAGAGAAGCGCCAAUGGUGGUCAGAGAUGCUUGCAGUGCAUCGAGUACCAGCUCAGCCUCGAGCCGGGCCGCAUACCGCUGCCCCCUCCGGGAAAGCACCAGCGCGAGUACCAGGAGGAGAUUUCCGACAACAUCAACCAGCAAGUCAUCCCCAACCCGAGGGAGGACGAGAGCACAACGGGUGCCCCCACCACGUCCGCCGCGAGCACCGCCGGCCCGACCGAUGGCGACGACGCCAGCACCAUCAUCUCCCGGGCCACCUCGUCGGCCAGCAGGGCCAGCGGCUGGACCAAGGUCUCGUCGCGCAAGACGCCGUUCGCCGUCCCGGCCUAUCUAGGCCGCCGCGCCGACCUUGACGAGGAGGCGUACUGGACGGACGGCUCCGACGACGAGUGCUAGGCUGGCUACCCCCUCCCGCAACUGCUUUCUACUGGCAUUUGGGUUUGGCAUGAAUACACAUGGACAUGGGCCUGGGAUAGUCUAGGGGGUGCGAUGGGGGACCGAUGGAUAGCUGUUUUGGUGCAGUGGUUUUUUAUCAACGAGCAGGUAGUGGGCAUGAGAUUGAGGACAUCGAUGGCUAGGUUGGCGUUAAUGAGCUAGGGCGUGGUGGAAUAUGGGCACGAAAUCGUUUUGCAUUUUGAUCAUAGACAUGAAGCGUUGCUAGGUAGGCGAUCGAUAGGACACGAAUAACAC